Perkinsus marinus ATCC 50983 is the source of this 161-nucleotide messenger RNA. RefSeq lists its product as hypothetical. Lineage: Eukaryota; Perkinsozoa; Perkinsida; Perkinsidae. The transcript has a single exon. The annotation marks the transcript as partial. The record is from RefSeq and is a predicted model, not a curated record.
GCCGACUCCCCUCGGGAUUUAUCCCCACACAACCUGAGCGAAUAACCUUCUGGGCUUUCAUCGGUUCUAAGAUGUCCUCGCCCGAUAGAAAUCGUCGAGGAGGAGUGUCCACCCUGACUGCGGUUGAAUCAACCGCUACCGGCUUUCGAGAGAGUCUCGCA